AUGUUACCAAUCUACUCCGUGGUGAGCCAUCGUGUUGUGAGAUGUGACAGGGUUGAGGAGGUGGCAGCUGUGUGUGGCCAGGGACUAAUCAGCAGGAACAGCUGCUGUCUGAUUGCAGCAGGCAACACUGCUAUACAGACUAUACAGGCCUGGAGAGGACACAAGUCACCUCUGCUCAUAAGUGAGAAAACAAUGACUUCCCACACAAAACGAAAAGACAAGGUUGGAAUAGUGGAUUACGACACGCAAAUCAAAGAGGUGCGAUGCCAGCUUGUAGACCAGCUCAAAGUAUUGGACCUGCAGCUCGAACAGAAGUGCCAACAACUUCAGGACCUCACAGAUUAUCUAAGAAGAAGAGGAGAGAUUGAAAGUGAAUAUGCCAGAUCACUUGACAAACUCGCAGAGAGAUUCAUUUCAAGGAUCAGAAGAAAAGACCCUGGCAUUCAUUCAGUGAGCAAAAGCUGGGUUGCUCUUCUGUCACAAACUCGACAAGAAAGUAAAGACCACAGCACUCUGAGUGAGACCUGCAGCACUUUCAUUAUUCAGCCCCUCGGCCACUGCCUGGAGUACACACAGCGUCUUGCUAAAAAGAGUCGUGACAUUUGCACAAACUUGCAAGAUGGCCUCCUCAAAGUCACCACUGAGAUGCAAACCGCCUGGCGGACAUAUUACCAAUACUACUCUGACUAUGUGAGCGCAGAGGGGAAGCUAAAAGAGGCAGAGAAACAAGAGAAACACAAGACUGGUGGAAAAAAACUGGAGCGCUUGAUAGAAAAAAGGCAAAUCAAGGUAAACGAUAUCUACUUGAAGUGCAGUAAGGCCAGAAAUGAUUACCUUCUGAACCUUUCUGCAGCCAACGGCUCCAUGAAUAAGUACUAUCUCCAGGACAUCUCUACUCUUAUAGACUGCGCAGACACAGGGUACCAUCUUACUCUGAGCAGGGUGAUGCAAGCCUUCCUCUCCAGUCAGAGAAGAGCCCAACAGAACCUCACGACAGGACUCCAGCAGAUUCAAGGAGCUGUGUCUGACCUGGACCAGUGCCACGACCGGGACGCCCUCCUCAAAGACCACUACAACGUCUUUUCUUUGCCCCUGCGCUUCACCUAUCAGCCCCAUGAUGGAGACCAGGUGACAGAAGUGAGUGCAGAGAGUGAGAUGAUCUGUGAGCUCGACACCAGGUUCAAACAGAUCCAGACCAGGCUAAAAGCAGUGACUGACGAGACAGAGGAGGCCAGUAAAAGUGUGAGUGCGGCCAAGUCGGUGCUGAUAGACUGUAUGUGUGAGGAUGAGCUGGAGCUCAGUGCUGGGACCCAGGAGAAUAGCUCAGAGAGUGUUUCAGUACGACCCAGUGUGGCCCGUCGUAAAGCUAACCUACAGGAGCUGGAGACCCUCUACUUCAUGAGAGUGAAAGACUUCCUUGUGAACAGUUCCCUUGUAUCUAAACUGCAAGCCAAACAUGACUUGCUAAAAGUGGCCUUGGAUAAAGCUGAAGCCACAAACGGACAUCCACCGAGACACAAAUCCUUUCGUGUAAGGAAGAAUCUUUCCAGUACAAAUCUGAUGCAUGAUCAGAAACUUUUUAAUGGAGACAUGCUGUCUUUCAUAAAGGCAUCUGGGCAACAGAUACCAGUAGUUGUUGAAAGCUGCAUUCGCUUUAUCAAUCUGAAUGGCCUUCACCAUGAGGGAAUAUUUCGGGUCCCUGGUUCCCAAAUGGAAGUAAACAGCCUGAGGGAUGCAUUUGAGAAUGGAGAAGACCCUCUGACUGAGCAGAGAUACAACUUGGACUCAGUGGCUGGAGUUCUGAAGCUGUACUUUCGAAGUCUGAAGAAUCCACUGUUCCCUGUUGAUAGUACAGGCCAACUACUGGAGUACGCCCAAAUAAAGAACGACACUGAAAGAGCAGCUCAGUUUAAAACUGUUGUUGUCUCUUACCCAGAGCCCAUCAUUGUUGUCAUGAGAUACCUUUUUGCAUUCCUUCAUCAUGUGUCGCAGUACAGUGACGAGAACAUGAUGCAGCCGUACAAUCUGGCCGUGUGUUUUGGCCCGAGUCUCGUGCGUGGAGCCAGCGAGGAGGACGUGGUCACGCUGCAGCCCCAGAUCAACGACCUUGUGAAGAGCAUCAUCCUCCAGCAUGAGCCCAUCUUCCCCAGUCAAGACCAAGUCCCAGGACCCAUGUAUGAGAAAUGCAUGACUGAAGAGGAUGGGUGUGAACCUGUUCCGGAAGAGGAGGGAGAAGUGGCAGAAAUAUCACCAGAUCACGAUGUUGGUCUCUCAGUUGAGGAGCGUUAUUCUUUGUCAAUUCAGAAAAAGGCUGAGAGACCAAGAGCCAACAGCUUUGCCGCUUCUGAGCAGAGCAAGUGGGCCACAGAGUCGACAGGGGGCAUCAUCGCUUUAAGUGAAAAAUUACUUCAAAUUCCAGUAGGACCUCAGUGCAAAACAAAACUGGUCCAGUCUCCGCGCUAUGUACGCAGAGGGGUGCAUGAAAGCCAAUCCAGUGAGGAUAUCGUACAGAUAGACGAGGAAGUUUGUCGCCAGAUGGACUCUGUCUUCAAGGAGCUUCUUACUCGACAAGCCUCACAGGAUCAACCCCUGACCACCUCCACUCCUUCUGCCCUCCAAAAGAAAGGGAGGCGAGACGUGCGUAGGGGAAGAGGAGUGAGCUUCUUUAAGUCUGCUGACCCUCUGCAGUGA
Messenger RNA from Knipowitschia caucasica, 2691 nucleotides. Lineage: Eukaryota; Metazoa; Chordata; Actinopteri; Gobiiformes; Gobiidae. The record is from the annotation of a GenBank genome assembly.